Hippoglossus stenolepis (Pacific halibut) is the source of this 6531-nucleotide messenger RNA. RefSeq names its product RAS p21 protein activator 2 (gene rasa2). NCBI's taxonomy places the organism in Eukaryota, Metazoa, Chordata, Actinopteri, Pleuronectiformes, Pleuronectidae. Bases 959 to 3028 code for a protein of 689 amino acids. The transcript has 21 exons. Gene Ontology annotation, biological process: regulation of GTPase activity; intracellular signal transduction. The record is from RefSeq and is a predicted model, not a curated record.
UCUAGGAAGAACUUCACUGUUUUAAAUCAUGAGUUACAAAAUGUGGCUUAUAUCACCAAAACAUUUUGGUUGCUUGUGAUUUUUAAGUUGUCACUAAUCUUCAUGAUACUGUAACAGCUGUAAACUUUAUUGAUAAUUCCUUCAGGGCUGCUGUUCUUAUUCUUAUCACAUGUCGAGCAUGUUGGGCUGUUCCGCUUGAUCAGAUUUUUGUGGUCUGGUUGCAUUGGGGUGAAACUGAAGCACACAGCCACUUGUACGCCGCUGUAGCUAACAUAUUGACUCUAGCUGCCAUUAUCCCACGCCAGACUAUUCUGGGUAUGUGCUGCUACGCUGAUUCACACUUAAGUAGACACUGUGAGCUGGAAAGUUACAUUAGAGAGUGAUGGAGGUGUUGCUGCAGUUCCUUUCUGCCAUGGUUUUAGCAGUUUCUCUACCCUGUGAGCAGCGUUAACUCAUAUUUUAGUGAAAUUGCUCAGUUAAUAAUGAAAUCUGCAGAAAUAGGACAAAUAAUACACAUUUAUUUUGUCCAUAUUUGUUGCCCAAAAGGGAGCAGAGGGAGUUGUGAUGCGAGUGUUAUUUUGCUGAUGAUAUUGGCUCAUUCAGAUCCUUGCAAAGUAGUCAGUAUUGUAUUGGCUUAAAGGUCUAUCUUGCAUCAGAAAGAACUGCUGGCCAUCUCAGCAAAGUGCUGAAUUGCAGUGAGUGCAAGUGUGUGGGCGUUUUGUUUAGCCUCGCUCUGUUGCUCACUCUCUCGCUCUGUAUCUCUCUAUCUCUCUAACGCCGACACUUCCGAAGGCAAGACCAGCAGCCUUCCCCACAUCCGACGCUGUAAAAAUCCUUCUGAGUGAUGUCAAAACUGCUGACAGCUGUUGUCACACUCGCUACCGCCAUGAACUCAAAGCAGCAUCAAACGUGAGGUGGAGCUGGGCCACAGGUCUAGAGAGGUAAAGUCCACCUUGAGAUGAGAUUGAAUGAAGUGAUCACAGAGAAUGGCUCAGGAGGUCAGCACUUACUAGUCAGGAUAAUAGAGUGUCAGGAGCUGCCUUUAAUCAGCGGGCAGAACUGUGACCCCUAUGCCACCGUGUCACUCGUUGGACCUGCCAGGUCUGACCAAAAGAAAACAAAGGUGAAGAAGAAAACCAGCAACCCUCAUUUUGAAGAGACCUUCUUCUUCGAGGUCACAAGAUCCAGCAGCUAUUCCAAAAAGUCUCACUUCCAAGUGGAGGAGGAGGACAUUGAGAAACUUGAGCUCAAAGUUGAUUUGUGGAACAAUGAGAGUCUGGCUCAGGACGUGUUUCUUGGUGAGACGCGGGUCCCUGUCAAGAUCCUGCGGACGGACCACAUCCACAAAGCCUGGUAUCUCCUCCAGCCUAAAGGGAACGGCAGCAAGUCCAAGUCGGAUGAUCUAGGUUCCUUACGUCUGAAGCUGACCUACAUAGAAGACACUGUGCUGCCAUCUGCCUGCUACACACCACUCUGCAACCUUCUGCUCAAAUCCCCAGAUGUGAAGCCCAUCUCCGCUUCGGCAGCACACAUCCUGGGGGACAUCUACAGAGAGCGGUACGAGGCUGUUCUGCCCGUGGUCCGACUGCUGCUCCACCACAAUCGCUUUGUGCCUUUUGUUUCUGCUGUGGUGGCGCUAGAGCUGGACAACACUCAGGAGGCUAACACUAUAUUCCGUGGCAACUCACUGGCAACACGCUGCAUUGAUGACAUGAUGAAGAUUGUGGGAAAAAAUUACCUGGCGGUUACCCUGAAGCCUGUCAUAGAUGAGAUUUGUGAAUCCAACAAAACCUGUGAGAUAGACCCUGUCAAACUAAAGGAAGGUGACAACGUAGAGGUCAACAAGGAGAACCUACAGGGUUACGUCCAGAAGGUCUUUUCCUCCAUCACCCAGUCCAGCUCGACCUGUCCCCCGCUCAUGUGUGAUGUCUUUAGGUCACUGAGACACUUGGCCUCUAAGCGUUUCCAAGCCGACCCUCACGUUCAGUACUCAGCUGUUAGCAGCUUUGUUUUCUUGCGGUUCUUUGCUGUGGCUGUUCUUUCUCCACACUCCUUCCAGCUACGCUCACAUCAUCCUGAUCCUGAGAUUUCCCGCACGCUCACUCUCAUCUCAAAAACAAUCCAGACUCUGGGCAGCUGGGGUAGUUUGUCUAAGAAAAUGUCUAGUUUCAAAGAAACCUACAUGUACGACUUCUUCAAAUCAUUCCAAGAGGACAAGUGUAUCGAAAGAGUUAAAAAGUUCCUAGAUGAGAUCUCCUCAAACGUCAGCAAAGAGUCUAGUGGGCUGGAGGACGCAGUGGUUCUCAAGGAGGGGGAAGUACAGAAACGUGCCCAGGGGAGGAAACGCCUGGGGAAGAAAAACUUCAAAAAGCGAUGGCUCAGAGUGACCAACAGGGAGCUCUCCUACCACAAACACAAAGGGAAAGAGGCCCUCUGCAUCAUCAACGUCAAAAAUAUCCAGGCGGUCGAGAAACUGGAUGAAAGUGCCUUUAACCGCAAAAAUAUGUUUCAGGUGGUCCACUCGGAGAAGCCUCUGUACGUACAGGCAGGAAACUGUGUGGAGGCCAGCGAGUGGCUGGAUGUCCUGGGUCAGGUCAUCUGCUGCAAUGAGGGACGCCUGGCCAACUUCCACGCAUCCAAUUACAGCGCUGGAGCCUGGCAGUGCUGCAAAAACCAGAACAACAACGCACCAGGCUGCAAGCCCUGCACAAUCACUGUGUUGGCCAACCUGCAGCUUGACAUAGACUGUGAUCGGGAAACGGAGAGAAUUUUCUCCCUUCUCUCUUCAAACGACACCAAACUGCAGGACAUGGAGGAUGCAUGUGCCAGUAUGGCAGUGUACCAGGGGCCUCAGCGGGAGCAGGAGGAGUGCUCCAAGUUCACCAUUCAGGAACCCAAAGAGACGUUUCAGACGCUCAAACAGCUCCGCAACGUCAUGGAGGAACUUCAGAGGCAGCACAACAUCAGGAACGACACCACGGCGCAGUACGGCAGCCUGGACAACCCGAUAGUGGGGAAACCCUCCUAGCCAGGCCGGGCCGGUGUGGCCUGAGAGGGUCGGACCAGCAGGUGUCAGUACUUCACAAGCAGCGCUGCAGUGACACACUGGCGUCUCAGAGGAGUGCCAGGAGUUGUCCCGCCGACAACAGCUGCUGUGUGUCCAGGAGAAGAACAACUGAUACACCCUGACCUCCAGACAUCCUGACUCCACCACCGCCACGCGGGAAGUGGAUGGAUUGCAAGCUUUUCCGGCGUCUCUCCUUGUGUUCUCGUGCCACCUCCUCCUCCUCCUCCUCCUCCUCCUUCACCUCCUCACGUAAAGACACUCCCUCUCUUGAUUUACGUUCUCUUCUACGUCUCCAGCUGUAUGAAAAAGGCAUAGUUAGAAUAAGUGUGUGAAUAGGCUGCUAUUUUUUUUUUAUUCACCCACUUUUAUAUCGACAGCUGAGAUGAUACUUUCCCAAUCUUUUAACAGUUGGCUUUUCGGAGUUGAUUGAUAAUCAUCAUGUUUCUAGAGGAGUGUCCUCCACUUGUGCCCGAGCACAUUUAAAAACUUCCUCCAUUCUUAUUGUCCUUCCUCCUCUUAACAAAUGUUUAUGUAUGUAUAUAUAUAUAUAUAUACAUACAUAUAUAUAUAUACAUACAUAUAUACAUUUUUCGAGUAGAUGAAACCGAUCUGCCUUACUUUGAUGGAUGAUUCUUUCAGAUUAAAUGCUGAUGGAAUAAUGCAGAAGCACUUUAAAUAUUUGGAGUUCUCCAAAUGAAAAACCAUUAGAUACUUGGUAUCAGCUUUUCCCCCAAUUGAUCAGUUACAUGAUCAUUUUUGUUUCAUUCCUGUACAAUAACAUUGAUAGCCUUUAGUUUUUAAAAUAUUUUUCUUGACCAAAGACAAUUUCAUAGGUUUGACUUGAAAAAAUGAAACAUGUAUUUUGAACACAAAUGUUUUAAAAAUGAAUAUAUAUAUAUAUAUAUGGUUUAUGUGUAAGUUUUUUUUUUGCUAACAUAUCCUUUUACUUUAGUGACUUUAGGCAAACGGAUUGCAUGCGUUCAGUUUUGAAUCCUGAUAGCACAUGACUGUGGUUUCGAGUUGUGUUUCGCUGUGAUUGUGAGUCUUAUCGGUACGUCGUACCUCAGAUCCGUGCUGUGACGUCGAGAGCAUUGCAACAUGUCUGUAGUGGCUAAGAAAUGAAAUGCUGGAGGAACAAAUGAGCCCUGUUAUCCCUAAAUUAGCCCCAACGAUCACACCAUGUCCUUUUCUUAUCUCUUGGACCAUCAGUUCAGUGCAGCUCCAGCUGUUGUUGCACUUUAUGGUUUUAGAAAAUUAGUAUAAGAUGCGACACUCUGUUGCUUAAAACCUGUGUUUUUUAUGUUUUCCUCACCUUUAGUCACAGCACUCCACUGCCAUAACUACUGCCCAAACCCAAAGAGUCAAGAAAAGUCCUGUGUUGUAAAACAGAAAAAUAUAUGCAUUCAACAUAAAUAAUGAUAAUAAUGCACAUUAUUACUCCGUUUAAAUGACUCAUAUCCGAGAUAAAUUCUUAUCCUAACAAUCAUAUUUUGCAAAAGCAGCGCUGCACAGUACAGUAAUAGAAACUAUUCUUGAAACUGACAGAAAGAGAUUGUGGAUUUUUGAACUCUUCGGUUUAUCUGUUUUAUAAAAUUGAUAUUUAUAUGGUACUUAAACCAAAACUGAAAGUUUUAGGUUGCAACUUUUUACUCUUUCUAUCAGUCGAUUUUUUUUUUAUUAAUCAACAUUAUUUAUGUGCUUUCAAAAACUGAAGAAAAAUCUAAAUUUGAUUCACUCCUGUUUUGGAUUUUGUUUGUCUCCUGUAAUGUUUCCCAUCAUUUGCCCAUUUGAACAAUGAAGUUUUGAAAAAGAAAGAACCUCACAUUCAUCUUAACAACAGAAGUUUCAUGCUGAGGGUUAACUAUGGUUUUUUUUUAUGGCUUGUGGAAAUAAGUUGUUUUGCUUUUGGUCCGUCAUAUAUUUCCAACAUGCAUGUCUUGUAUAUUUAACAAUAUAUUUUUAUAGGAAAACCUUUUUUAAAUCUUUUUAUUACACUGAUUUAAUUGUUGCUCUACUGGUACGGUACCUGGCUCUUUAUCUGCAGCACUUCUUUCAGGCUCUUUGUUUUUGUCUUGUCACUGACUGGAUUUGGUUGCAGCUGCUGCUGAACCUCCACUCGUCCAUGUUAACAGUUACUGAAGUGAAUCAUAUUAUGUGGGUCUGUUUAAUCGGAGCCACAAUACAAAUGUUAAACGAUUGAUUUUAAGUCAUUUAAUUUGAUGAUUUUUCUGUGCUUGUGAAACGCUUUGAGUCGAAAAGAAAAAUUGUCGGAUCUGGAUUUGAACUCAUCAGGGCAUAAAGAUAUUGUUAUAUACUGUAUAAACUUGCAUGUCCACUGCAGUUUGUAAUAAGAGCCACUGCACUAGCAGAUGAUCGGCUCGUGUGUUCAUUUUCACAUGAAGGUGAACACGUUUUGGGUUCUUAAUUCCUCUCACUUUGUCACUGAAUCACGAGUUAUUCCAUUUGUUUUCCCAUAUCAUUGCAUUGUCUCUCUGUCAAAUGACAUCAUACCUUCUCUUCAACCACUAGUUUGGUCGCAGGUGAAAGAAAAACUCACUCUUAUUAAUAUCUGAUAUUAUUUGGUGGCCUUAUUAGCAAAUUGAAUUAUAAGUAAUCAUUAAAAACUGGUAUUUGCAGCAUAAAUGCAAUUGACAGAGCAUCUUAAUGCAGACAAGUCAUUUUACUGAUCAUCUAAUUUAAUAACAUACAGCCAGACCAAUGACUUCUUUGACACAAUUACAGUGAAGUUGACAGAGUGUUAACAUCGAGUGAACAUUAAAUAAGUUGGUCCACCUUCAGUUGGGAGAAGAUGUGAAAAUGUGUUCAGAUGUGAGCAUAUUAACCAUCGACUCAAUCGUCUGUCAGACUGCAGCCCGUAUGAGAUGCAUGUGGAAACACGCCCAGUGGUCUGGCAGUUGUUGAAGUGAAAGUAGCACAGCUCUUCUUGACUCGUUGGAUUGUGGCCACAAGGGUUUGGUUUAAACGUUGUCAAACUGAAUAAGCUUUGACUGAUCAGAUGCAAAACAAAUCUGAUGUCAUAUCUGAUGUUUCUGAUCUCCUCCUGUUAAUUCAAAAAAUUUGAAAAAAACAGUUUUAUACAAGAACCAAAACUGAUUUGAGGUUCAGGUGUUCGUUCGUUUAUUUUCGAAUACUGACGUGAAAUUGCAAAACAAUCUAAUAAUCAACUUAGAGAGGCAGUGGCAGCAGAGUGCAGGUUUAAAAGUCAGUGUGAAGGUUUCUUAGGAUUUUUCUUUCUAAUGUCAGAGCUUCUCUUUGUCCAGUGUCCAGUCAGUACUUUCAGGAAGCAGACACUAUUUUCACAUCUCCAAAUAAUUUCUUCUGAAUGUUUCCGUGCAGCUUCAGCACAUUGUCUAUUCUUUUUAUACACAUGAAAUGUUUAUUUUUCAUACAUGGUCUUGUCUGUGUCCGUUUGAAAAAAGUUAAAAUAAACACUUUGCCCAUAA